CGUGGUUUUAUUGUUUGCCAAUAUCAAACGGUGUCGGUUCCAUUGUCUCCUAACACAAACUUAUCGUCCCACUUGUCUGUUUCACUCUCUUCAUCAUUCUCAGGUUCUCCCACAUUUUCAUUUUCCCAGCAAAGCAAUGCAGAUGCAAGUCAUAGCCACUCUGACCACUUUUUCUUCCUCAUUUCAGCAGCAGACCCACUUCAACAAUCUGCUCCCUAAAUCCCUUUUUCCCUCGCAGCCCACAAAAGCCCUUCAAAAAUUGUUGUUUUAUCCCCAAAAAACACCCCGAAAAACGAGCGCCAGAAACCUCACAAAAACAGCCACCACUCAUGCUUCUUUGCUUGAAGCUCCAGUCUUGUGGGCCGGUAGACUUUGUGUCUACUAUGCUCUUUUGAAGACUGGCUUAGCUGGAUCUCAAGCUAACCCUUUUGUCGCUGGGUUAGAAGGUGGUGGUGUUAAUGUCAGUGAGUCUGGUGAUUUGGGGUUUUCUAAGUGGUUAGAGAACAUACAAGGCAAACCAGACAAGGAAGCAGCUGACAAAAGGAAAUUGGUGAGUAAAUGGCAUCCAACAACAAAGGGUACUUUAAGAAGGAACUACAGGGUGCCUUCCAAAUCUGAGGGACGCCGCCUUCUCAAAGCUAUUGCAGCCUUACUAUCCAGUGAUGACCAUUUCACAGAUGCCACUUCCCACAAAGGUUGUCAAAUUCGGAGGGAGAGUGCACAUGGAGAAAGUGUGUGCUGCCACAAUGUGAGGGCUCUUUUUGAUGAGCUCCCAACUCCUCACCUCAUUUUGGAGAUUACAGCAUUUCCAGCUGGACCUCUUACAGAAAAGGAUUACAAGAAGGCUGAACAACUAGAAAGGGUGCUCAGGUCUGGUCCUUCUAUUUGACUCAUCAGGAAAUCUAAUGAACUUUUGUAUGUAUCCAGUGUCACUUGUACAGAUUAGAAUCAGAGAUAAAAACUUAAUGUUAUUCUCUUGGUUUGACAA
Messenger RNA from Mangifera indica (mango), 988 nucleotides. RefSeq lists its product as uncharacterized. The record is from RefSeq and is a predicted model, not a curated record. Gene Ontology annotation, cellular component: chloroplast envelope. The transcript is spliced from 4 exons. Bases 137 to 889 code for a protein of 250 amino acids. NCBI's taxonomy places the organism in Eukaryota, Viridiplantae, Streptophyta, Magnoliopsida, Sapindales, Anacardiaceae.